AUGAAGGGUACAAUUACUUCACUCGUCUUGCUCGCUCUUGAGCUAACUCUUUGUCUUAUUUCAUCACAUUGGCGUUCAAUCGAUGUUAAUGAUUCGGAAAUAUGUUUUAAAAAUAUUUUUACUCAAUUUAAUACAUCUCCAACCGAACACCAAUAUUUACAUGUUGGUCCAAUCUUUUCAUCACGUAUUACAAAAGUAGAUAAUUUUCCUGAACAUUUUACAUCGGAUCAUGCAAGAAUGGAAACAGGUCUACUUAUAACUGGUAUUGUUCUUAUUGCUAUAUCAGCUAUAACAUUAUCAUCUGUUGAAUUUUGUUCAAAUAAAUCGUUUAUUAAUCGAUAUCGUAUUUGGCUUCAUUUACUCAAUGUAAUUUUAUUAACUAUGAGUUUAAUUAUAUUAAUUGUUGGAUUUUAUUUAUUACAACAUACUUUAAAACAACCAUUGAAUGGUGCAGGUGCAAUAGGAUUCUUUGUUGGAAUUUUAUUUAUAGUUAUGUUGGGUACACAUUCAGCAAUUAAAUUUUGGGGAAAUUAUCACGAUAAAUACGAGACUCAUCAAGUAGUCAAAGUUAUUAUAGGUAUGAAUCCUCAAUGGGAGAUAGUUCGUGGUAAGGUUUUAUCUUCAACAAAUGCUUAUGAUAUAUUUAAUGGAGAUGAAAUACUAGAAGUUUCGAUUGUUGAUGCUUCACGAAUGGAUGUGGCAAGUAUUUUAUUAGGACGUAAAAAAAUACCAUUACAAUCUCAACAAUAUUUUCCUAUUCGAUUUCAAUUCUAUUAUGAUAAAUCACGAGCAGGGCGAGGUUUUAGUGGUCUUACAAUGCAAGCAAGAAUCACGAAUUCAAACGGUCAAUUAUUGUAUAUCAACGAUACUCAUACACCAUUGACAAAUAAUGUAAAAAUUGAUGUUAAACGAAUAUAA
Adineta steineri is the source of this 918-nucleotide messenger RNA. The record is from the annotation of a GenBank genome assembly. Lineage: Eukaryota; Metazoa; Rotifera; Eurotatoria; Adinetida; Adinetidae.